AUGGAAUAUUGCGCCUAUUUCGCCUUUGACACCUCCACCGAUUUGCCAUGUCUCGGUGUCCUCCUCAUCGACAAUAGCGAUCCUAAUUGCGUAAUCUUCGUCGAACAUACCAAGGCCCCGACCCCAAUUCCAACUCCAGCUCCGGCGCCAGCUCCAAGCCCCGAACCACCACAAACCCAUUCUCCCCAUGAAACCGCAACAACGAAAUGGCCCAUCGUACUCAUGACCCUCCUCGCCCUCGGCUCAGCCCUGCUCGCCACGCUAACGCUCUCAUCCCUCUCGGGCCGCCCCCCCGUCGAUCCUGGGCUUCAGUAUCCCGGAAGGCGAAGGCUGGCUCAUCUUCUUCGGUAUGCUGGUUCUGAGCGAGAUUAUGUACACUUUCCACAUCUGCAGCAGGGACCGUAG
Messenger RNA from Zasmidium cellare ATCC 36951, 405 nucleotides. RefSeq lists its product as uncharacterized. Bases 1 to 405 code for a protein of 134 amino acids. Lineage: Eukaryota; Fungi; Ascomycota; Dothideomycetes; Mycosphaerellales; Mycosphaerellaceae. The record is from RefSeq and is a predicted model, not a curated record. The transcript has a single exon.